AUGUCGACAAACGAGACUUUUUACCUUCGUUACUACUCAGGUCACUCUGGGCGGUUCGGGCAUGAGUUUCUAGAAUUCGAUUUCCGCACCAUCGCCGAUGGAAGCAGCGCCGCUGUCCGAUACGCGAACAAUUCCAACUACCGCAAUGACUCCCUCAUCCGCAAAGAGAUGUGCGUGAGCUCCGCGAUGAUCCAGGAGAUCAGGCGCAUCAUCAAGGAAAGCGAGAUCAUGAAGGAGGACGACUCCAAGUGGCCGCAGAAGAACAAGGAUGGCCGCCAAGAGCUGGAAAUCCGACUGGGUAGUGAGCACAUCUCAUUUGAGACCGCGAAAAUCGGCUCAUUGGUGGAUGUGACAGAGUCGGCUGACCCUGAAGGACUGCGGGUAUUCUACUACCUUGUCCAGGACCUAAAGGCGCUGAUCUUUUCGCUCAUUUCGCUCCACUUCAAGAUUAAGCCUAUUAACUAG
Penicillium verhagenii is the source of this 465-nucleotide messenger RNA. Its product is annotated as mago nashi family protein. The record is from RefSeq and is a predicted model, not a curated record. Gene Ontology annotation, biological process: RNA splicing. Bases 1 to 465 code for a protein of 154 amino acids. Gene Ontology annotation, cellular component: nucleus; exon-exon junction complex. Lineage: Eukaryota; Fungi; Ascomycota; Eurotiomycetes; Eurotiales; Aspergillaceae. The transcript has 7 exons.